ACAACAGAUAGUCCAGCAGAGCUACAGUUCAUUCAUAUGGAUUCAUAUGUGAGUGGAGCGUACCAUGUCCUCAGCAGGGGUGGACCUUUGGUUUCUCAACAACAGGCCUGGUAGAGGAGGAGGACGAUGACAGUGAUGAAGCUCUGCUGGGUCACAGCCCUAUGGAAGAGAUGCUACCUCAUCACCAUGUUGCCUCUGCUGUAACACAAUAUGACCUCAAUCGUAUGAUUGUGUGUGUGAGAGCCGAUGACCCAGCUGUAACCACGAUGCUGGAGCUGAUUGAGGCAGACUGUGUCCGCUCCAAUGAGGACAUCGCAGUGUGAUGUCACGACCGGAAGCUCGAGAUCUGGCCAUCACUGCAGUCAUCUGCUUUGUUGGUGGAGUUGGCUUGACUCUGCUUGUAGUCCUGAUUUACUAUCAAGUGUCUCGCAAGAAGAAACUGAAAGAAAGUAAAAGACAGGAGGAGGAAGAGGAGGGAAGCACCUCAGUGAUCAGCAACCAUGUCAACCACGUGGAUGUUAGUGAGAAGAGGAGGGAUGUGUUCAUGCAAAACAGUAGCAAUCAAACAUUGGACAGGAAAGCCAUGAUGUUAGAAAACCACGGUGGCCACUUUCGGUCCAGAGUGGAUGAGGAUGGCAGCCAUGUCAGGUGCCUGGACUGCACCAACGGACAGAGGGGUGUGUGGCCAAAUCACAUGAGAUGGAACAAUGGGACAAACAGAGAGAUGAAGGCGGAGGAGGACAGAGAGAAGACGAGAAUGAGGAUGAUGAUGACAGAGGAGGAGAGGAGAAACCCUGGGACUCAGCAGGGAAUCCUGAGCCGGGACAUUCCUGACAAACUUCUUUCUCUUGACAACUCCAACUCUUUCUCUCAUCCAUGGAGAGAAGCCUUCAGUGAGAGGCCUGAGACCCUGACAGCUUAUAAAACAGACAGAAACAUGGACAUCCACAGGACUGAUGUGGAAGGAAGGAGUAAUGAGACUUUACACUGUGAGAGCUGUCACAGGACCUACAGACCACCAGAGCACAGUAUGAGACCGGGUAGGAUUCACAGCAACAUGAGAGACUCUCUUCUGUUUGAUGGCUUCCCUCCACAACACAGACCGAUUGACGUGGGUAGGAACUACAACCAGUUUGACAUGAUGAAAAACACAGAUUUCAGAAGAGAAUCAAGACACGUAACGUUUGAUCUGGAGCAAGGCGAGGACAGGAGGGAGAGGGGGAGGAGCUCCAGAGACAAAGAGAAAGGAAGAAAAAGGAGACAGAAAGUUAAAAACCAAUCCCCUCGAAAACUAAAGGUUAAAGUCAACUUGAGCCCUCUACGAAAAAGCAAAGUCCAUCCAACGAGGAAAAAUGAGCAAGGCCAUUUGGACAAGAGCAGCUCCAAGAAAAGCAAAGAGAAAAGACAGGAUGGAAAAGAAAAAGAAGGAGAGGAAGGGAGGUCAAAGUCAGGCAGGAAAACAAAAGGGAGCAGCGAGAAGAUAAAGAAAUCCACCAAGAGUACAGGCUUGUCUGAGGAAGAGAAGGAAACCAAAGAGGACGGAGAAGGAAAGAGCAAAACUACCUCUCAACAGAAAAAGACGGAAGAUACAGCAGCUGACAAGAAGGAGAAUACAAACCCUGAUAACCCCCAACCCACUGAUACCACCAGUACUGCUGAGCAGUCGGCCUCUGCAAGUACUAUUGGACAGGGUCAGAACUUGCAGGGUGGGAGUAUUCAGUAUCAAGAAGCUGGAUUACUUCUGAGAAAUGCUCCGAUUUCCUCCCAGCAUCCCUUUUCCCUAUCUGCUGCUGACAGGAAUCGUACUGCCAACCUUUCUCUGCUGGGCUCAGCUGACUCACAUCUGACUGGCAGCAGCCUCUCUCUUCAAGGAGGGAAUAUUCUACUCAACACCAUGGCCCCAGGAUCUAAUGCACUGUUCCCCAGUGGACAAGCUAAUUCUGUUGCUCCAAUCAUUGGGCCAAGCUCAGCUUCCAGUGCUGGAAACAGCUUUAACAGGCAAACUGGGGCCGGCCUCAUGUCUCCAGCUACUUCUCUUCUGGCUAACUAUGUACAUGCUAACACUUUGCCGGCUAGUGUCUUACAAAACAUUCCUCUUCAUAACUCCCAAGCUGGAGGACUUUCCACAAACAUAACAAAUCCAUCUGUAAAUCCUGUGCCCAGACAGGCUCCAUCUCAGAGCCGGCUGCCUCCAGACAGCUCUCCUCUUGUAGCUAGACUACAGAACGAUCCCGCCCAGGGACCAGGCCCUCAGACUGUGGAGGGACCACAUCAACUGCCCCUGGAAACUCAAGCAGCCCAGACUAAGGAGAGCCUCCCUGUCCAGGCCCAGGCACCUCCAAGUACAGAUGGCUUUUCUGGGGUAACCCCUCAGGCACCGGGAUCAGAGACCCAUGUGGAGCGAUUGUCAGAUAAUACUGGUCGGACAGGGACUGAGCAUGUUCCUGGUGGGACUACAGUCAAAAUGUUAGCUGGGGGUGUGUCUCUACCUGGAGGAGCAGCAGUGGGAGUGUCUGGAGACAGCAUGGAGCCAGCUAAUGUGUCUGUAUCAGGUGUCUGUGUGCCUGGUAUAUCUACACAGAGCGGCUCCUUUACAGGUGCUGAAGGAGCUGCUGCACUGCUGCAGCAGGAGUAUGUGUCAGAGGAGGGAGGCUCCUCCCCGAGGAGGAAGCUGAGGCUGGUGCUCCCUGAGAAGACAUCCAGCCGACCCCCCACUGCACUGGAGAGGAAAAUACGCUAACCACUCACACCGCAUUACAAAUAUUGUAUAGCUGUUCACUCUUAUGUACACUUUAUUCAGAAUCAGAAUAAAAACAACUCUAAUGAUCCCUGCAGGAUAAUGACUCAGCACAACACAAAGUCAGGUAAUGGAUUCAUAUGUAAAAAAGUAAAAGCCGCUAUAAAAUAGUAAUAAGAAUAAAUAGCCUAUAUAAUAAGUACAAACAAAAAUAUGCAGAGCUGAGUUCGGAAUCUCACAGUAACCAGUUGGAUGAUGUCACAUGCUGCUGCUAUGUAAACCAACAUGGUGCGGACAUAUUAUGGGCAUAGCUAUCGGUUUAAUCUGCUGCUGUAGGAGCUGCAGUAUCUGAGUGCUAAAUAAGUGCUAUGGUCCUGUGUUAUGUUUGGAGACAUGAAGAAGUGCUUCAUAAAGUAACUGAUCAGUUCUGGGUCCAGUCUCUGGGCUCAGGCUCAGGCGUGGGUUCAGGAUCAGUGUGAGUUCUGAUACAGACAGGAUGUCUGAACUGUUCAGGAAAGAAACUGCUUUUACACUUAGUGU
Paralichthys olivaceus (Japanese flounder) is the source of this 3277-nucleotide messenger RNA. It is a transcript of the gene lrrc53, whose product is annotated as leucine rich repeat containing 53. The record is from RefSeq and is a predicted model, not a curated record. NCBI's taxonomy places the organism in Eukaryota, Metazoa, Chordata, Actinopteri, Pleuronectiformes, Paralichthyidae.